Lactuca saligna is the source of this 468-nucleotide messenger RNA. Lineage: Eukaryota; Viridiplantae; Streptophyta; Magnoliopsida; Asterales; Asteraceae. The record is from the annotation of a GenBank genome assembly.
AUGAUAUUUGGGGACGAUGAUGGUAAUGACGAUAUUGGCAGAUUCACCAACAAUCCAUUUCAGAUAAGGAUUGAAAGUAAAGAUGAAGUCGCUAUUACGAAAUGGCAGCUUCAGUCCCUUCAUGAGAAGAUUGACCAGCUGCUUCUCGCUUCCAAGGAUUCAUCUUCUGAAGCUUAUUCCAAAGCAGUGGUUGAAUCUUUAUUCGAACGCACAACGAAGGAACAUAAAAGUAAUGUUGCGAAGAUGAACAAGGCAGUGGCUGAUUUUGUGGAAGUCUGCAAGACAAUGACCGAAAAAAAUUUGGGCCCCGUGUUCAAAGUGGAGAAGGAUAACUGGCAAGAUCUUCGCAAAGGCUUACAAAAGGAUCAUGAAACGUUUCAAACCUCCAUCAUUUCACAGAUCACAAAACUUCAAGAUGAUUUGGCGAUGGAGAGUAAGGACAUGGAUGCUCUUGCUGUGAAAAUGUAG